AUAUUGCGAUAGUGACGUUUUGAGAUUCACUUCUCAUUCGCUGAGCCCAAUCAAACUGUUUCAUGUAUGCAAAUCUGAAAGCCACACGUUCGCAUUAUCAUAUCGUCGGUUUUAUCCAAUGUAAAUGAACAACUUUUAAACUCCCAGCUGUGUAUUGUCAGGAAGUGUUUGGCAGUUACUUCUCCACUGGUCUGAAAAAUACCGCCUGAAAAUGGCUUCCAGCGAGUAUAAGGAUACGGAUUUUUAUGAUUACUGUUGUCCGGUCUGUUUAGAAGAGUUUCAAGAUCCGAAAGUUCUGCCUACUUGCAAUCACAACGUAUGUCGACAGUGUCUAAAAAAUAUUAUAAUGCGAGCGAAACCGGCCUACAUACAAUGCCCUACGUGUCGACAAAAAUCUUUUAUUCGUGAGGAUGACCUUGAUGAUUUACAGACAAACGUGUUCCUGGUGAAACUUUUACAACAAACCGAGCCGCAAAAAGAACGCGAGAAGCUUUCCAAGGGGAUUCAAGCAUGCGUAACAAAGGUGGAAAUUUUGGAUGAAUUGAUGAAGGAACUAAAAUUGAGUCGACAAAGAAAAUUCGAACAUGGAGAGUCUAUAAAAGAAGAAAUUCACAAAAUGGCUGAUGAGAUUGUCAGAAAGACAAGGCUAAGCGAAACAGAGUUGAUCAGCAGAGUGGAAGAGUUUAUCUCUCAACAAGACAGCGUCUUCAGCCGCCUUGAAGAAAAUACGGAAGCUUUCAAACAGAGGGUACAAGCUCACGUUAAUGUUUCUUUGAACACUUACGAUGGGAAGAACGAUGGGGAAAUUUCAAAGAUGAAAACCACUCUAGCUUCCUUGGCGCACAAUAGCCCAGAGGACAAAUUAUACAAAGAGAUGAACGAGUUAAAUUCAUUUGCUGCUUCAUUUGACGCAAACAAAGAUUUUCUGCAAAGGAUGGAAAGUCAGGGCAUCGGCGAAUUAUCCAUGAGUGAUCCGAGCGGAGUGAAAAUUGGAAUCUCUACCCCUCUGCAGUUCAUGAGAGUAUCACUCACAACACUGCGUAAGAUCACUGCUUCAAACUUUGGCUUCGAGUCAUUUUCACCCUUAAGCAUCACGACAGAUGGUCUCAAGCAGGUGGCUGUAGCUGAUCCAGAGAACAACAAUAUUCUGAUUUUGAAUCGAAAUGGUGAUUUCGUGAAUAGAUUUACAUCUCCAGCGAACUCUCCCCAGCCUGCCAUGAUGUUUUCAGGUGUUGCUUUUUCCAAGGACAAAAAAGACUUGAUCACCGUCAACGGUGCUCGUGACGUACAUCUUAUUAACCCAAUUGACGGAACCUUUAAAGUGAGUUACAGAAGUAGCUCACAGUGGGGUGUCAAAUACUGUUUUGUUUCAACUGAUCGGUAUGGACGAUUUUUACUCACAUGCGAACCCUUGGCGAAACAAUACCGAGCGUGCAUCAUCGUACACUCGGAUACGCCUUUCGGAAAACCCGAUUUGAGGUUCGGGUUCUCAGGCGAAGGGGCUUUGUUAUUCCCUUUCAAAGUCCUUUACCAUGACAAGCAUUACUUUGUGACAGACAUGGAAAAAGGCUGCAUUAUGGUUUACAACGAGUAUGGCGAUUUUCUUCGGCAUUUUGGGAGUAAAGACGACGAAAUUAAUGGCAAUGGUCGUCUGGUUUUACCGACAGGAAUGACUUUUGAUCCAAGAGAGGGAAUAUUGUUAGUGUGUGACUGGGGAUCUAGUUCUAUUCAAACGUACAAACCCGACGGAACUUUUCUCGAGGCAUUCCCCAUCGAUGGACGCCCCACGGAUAUAGCCCUGUUCUCCGAUGGCACCCUCGUGGUUUCCUCAAAAGACGAUCAAUGGAUUCAGUUUAUGUCGAUAUCAACACUCGGGGUGUUUAACGAUGAGGAAGUGGGUAGGAAAUGAAUUUGCCUAUGAAUCCCUAGUUAUUAAUCAACAAAUGGCAAAUUUCAUGAAUGUCACACAUUGACCAGGACAAAAUUUCUGCCGCUUUGUUUACGUCUUUCAGUUGAGGACGAAAUGAAAUAAGCAGCAAGUUCUCACCAUGAACGAUAAACCUUGUUGGACUUUAUCUCCCCUCACUCUGACCACUUACAUUCAUCCUCGUUGUCUCAUAACUGCAAAUUAUUACAGGAUGUGAAGCGCAUUUCGAUUGUAAAGCCAAAACCAAAGUAAUCACUUCAACCAAUCGGAAUAAAUUAUCACAAAGAGCCCCAGUAGAACUCAAAAUAAAACACGAUAACACGAGUUACCAAGCCACCAUUGGUUUAUAUCUUGAAUCUGAUUAAUUAAGAAAGUGGCGCGAGUUUCCUGGAGCAACACUUACACUAAACACACACUUGAAAUUGCUUUAAUAGAGAGGUUUCACAAAGUAAUCCUAGUAACCAAACAGAACUAAGAUUAACUUUUUCAUUCGCCAAUGAAAACUCAAAGUGGAACAAGCAAAGUGCUUGAAGCGCAGGAACACUCAAAUGACCGAGUUUGAUUGUUUUUAGUGUCUAACACGAUUUCCACUGGUCGACUAUUUUAUAAUUUGAGUGGAAGAUAACAAAGACGCUAAUAAGAGGAUCUCAAAGGGGUGAAGACUUUUAAAGCAAACUGUUCAAUUUUGUCCGUUUUAUGCCUAACGGUUAACACCACUGAGACCCUCAUAUAAGGCGGGAGGGUCGAAAGGAGGGCGUGGCUAAUUCGACAGGUCUGUGUUACGUUCGAGUAAAUAAGCAAGCCUCUUAUAGUAAUUUACAACGUUUAUUUCCCAGAAGAGAUUCAGCUAAAAAAACUGAACGGUGAAUGACUCCUCUAAUGCGGAGUAUAUAAAACUACGUUCCAUUGAGAAGUUAAGCUAUAAAAUCAAGUCUUCCAACGAAUUCUGCUGAUUUUUUGGCAUUUCAUGAGGUUCACUCGGUAUCUAAGAAGUGUCAGCCAGCACGAUAUCCAAGUAGUUCACCUGGAGUCAUGAUUGUCACUUCCGGUCCUAAAUUUUUGAAAUGUUUGUCUAAAGUAAAGGGAAGCUUAAUCAGGUCGGAACUGUAACUUCUUUUUCUGAAACCGCUUCAGACAACAUUUUCUGUUUUGCCAUGUCAACUUCAGUCUGUUCGAUAGGAGUUUUGUCUUCUACUGCAUGACAUGGAUGUAAAGCCGAACCUGAAUUCGAUUCUGGAAUCUCUCUUCUCGCCUUAUCCUCUGAUAGUACAGGAAUUUCUGAAUUGUUCUGUUCCAUAAUGGCUUCAUCGCCCUCAUUUUGUGCUGAAAAGCCAACAUCGUUCCCGACAUUAAGCUUUACCAUGAGUUCUUCGAGUUUUUUUGCCUUUCUUAAUUCAUUUUCUCUAAUAAUGGUAUACAGGUGCUCUGUUAGCAAAUCUUUCCUUUCCGUUUUUCUGUGUAAAUCCAUCUUCGCCUCCACGAACUCUUUUUCUGCCUUUUCAUACCUCUUUCUGAAAAUAAAGUUUCAAGUAGUUUGUCCUGCUGUGAACAUUACCACUGUUUUCAUCUAAACGUGGACACGUGUCAUGUUUAGCAAUCAAAAAUUUAAACUUUUUACAAUUUUUUAGCAGACUUUCAUGUCAAAGAUUGAGUGCAGUUGAGGUCAAUGAUACUGAUAUACUUUCAAUAAGAGUCCUGUUAAAGACAGAAUGUGAACUUUUGUUUGAGCGAGGAAAUGUUUAGGAACUGUCAAAUGUCAGACUCAAGAUGGUAGACAAGUAGAACACAAAAUAGUAUGGCAACAAAUUUAUGCCUGAUUUAAAUAAAUUUAAGCAACUGUGUAUGUUUCUGUGAUCUUAUGAGAUGUUAUCCAUUGGAACUGCUAAAUUUGAUUGGUUCCCUUGUCUAAUUUGAUAACGCUUCAUUGAAGUGACAUUAGGGGCAGAGAGAUGAUUAAAGAGUCAAUAAUAAAACAUCUUAGAAAUCUGCCGAGACAAAAAUAUCUGUUGCCAGUGCUGCAGUUAAUUUCAAUUUACUCCUAUAAAAUUUAGAGAAAAAGUGCUAUGUAAAACUGAGAAUUCAUUGUGAAACAUCUUGACAAACUUAAACUGGUUAGUGUGCUUAUUCACUUACUGUGCACUAAGGAAAUCUCUACUGCUCUCCUCUAUCUUGUCUCGAAGAAUAGCUACAUCAGCAGACAGUAGACUGUCAAGAUGGCUCAACUCUUUCUGAACUAAACUAAGAGUGUGUGCUUCUGCUUGGGUUUUCUGAUAUCUAACCAAACAAAAAAUAAACAAAAUAAGACAACAUGAGAGGCACAAAUCACAACUGAAGAAAAGUUACUGGUAAUAAAUGAAACCAUUGUGAUGAAUGACCUCCUUGAUGAGUGCUCUGUUCAUGCAAACUUUUCACACCACAAAAUAUAAUCAUUACACAGUCUAGAAAAUUCCCUCUGCUUUCUCCUAUUUUUGUAUAUGAUAUAUUCACCCUGCUGUCAAUAAGUAUGCGACAAUAUGUUCCCCUCAGACUUAAAACCUAUAUAAUCCUUAACUUAACUUAACUCAUUCAAAAUUUCAGCUGAAAGGAGGGGGGCUUAUUGGAAGAAGGCUUAAUUGAUGGGGGCACUUAUUAUCCUGUACUGAUUCCCCUGUAAUUGAACCUUUAAAAGUUAAUCAGGGAAAGACAGUAUCAUUAAUCAAUAUGUUUGACUUGCCCUUUUUUGAAUUUGUGAACUAGUAAAUG
Messenger RNA from Pocillopora verrucosa, 4669 nucleotides. RefSeq names its product tripartite motif-containing protein 3-like. NCBI's taxonomy places the organism in Eukaryota, Metazoa, Cnidaria, Anthozoa, Scleractinia, Pocilloporidae. Gene Ontology annotation, molecular function: ubiquitin protein ligase activity. Gene Ontology annotation, biological process: protein polyubiquitination; proteasome-mediated ubiquitin-dependent protein catabolic process. The record is from RefSeq and is a predicted model, not a curated record.